AUGUGUAGCUACGGUUUCAAGAGAGUGUGUUACUUUGAUGGUAAGUAUGAUGGUGAAUAUAAAAGCUAUAGGGGAGUUGGCGCGGUCGGGAGAUUCUUGAGUGACCUGCUGGGUGAAGUUGAGGAGUGUAAUAAGAUUAUCCAAAGUGAGUUCAACAAGGUCGCAAUUAUGAGUGUCAAGGACUAUGAUAAACUUGAGAAGGCAGUUGAGUGUCACAUCUGUGGUGGUAAGUUUAGUGAGGGUGAUAAGAAGGUGCUUGAUCAUUGUCAUGUUACUGGUAAGUUUAGAGGUGCGGCCCAUAACUCGUGUAACUUGAAUUUUAAGUUAACUGGAAAGAUCCCUGUUGUAUUUCACAAUCUACGCGGUUAUGAUGGUAACUUUAUUAUGCAGGGUGUUGCUGAACUCGGUGAGAAGAUUGAAGUGAUUGCAAAUAAUAUGCAAAAGUAUAUGUCCUUCAGAGUGGGUAAACAGUUGGUCUUCAUUGACUCUAUGCAGUUCAUGAGCAGUAGUCUUGAGGCUCUUGUUGGGAAUCUUGAUAAGAGUCGUUUCAAGAGAAUGCAAAGUGAAUGGCAAGGAGAGGAGCUUGAGAUGUUACUUAAGAAGGGAGUUUACCCUUACGAGUAUAUGAGUUGUUGGGAGAAAUUUGAUGAUAAAAGCUUACCUGAGAAAUCUGCCUUCUAUAGUUCACUGUAUGAGGAAGAGGUUAACGAUAAUGACUAUUCGAGAGCGUGCAAAGUAUAUAAAAAGUUUGACUGUAAGAGUUUAGGUGAUUAUCAUGACUUGUAUCUGAAGACUGACGUGUUGUUGUUAGCAGAUGUAUUCGAAGACUUUAGAAGAGUUUGUCUGGAUGCUUAUAAGUUGGACCCUGCACAUUACAUUUCUGCUCCUGGACUUAGUUGGGACGCUAUGUUGAAAAGAACAGGUGUAAAAUUGGAUUUGCUUUCUAAUGUUGACAUGUAUCAGUUCAUUGAGAAGGGAAUGCGUGGUGGGGUAAGCUAUAUUGGUCAUAGAUACGCGAAGGCAAAUAAUAAAUAUAUGAGUGACUAUGAUCCUGAAAAACCAAGUAGCUACAUAAUGUAUCUCGAUGCAAAUAACCUCUAUGGACAUGCGAUGAGUGAGGAGCUACCAUAUGGAAAAUUUAGGUGGAUUGAUGUUGACAAGGUUAAGCUUGAAGAUUAUGGUAAAGGUAAAGAGAAAGGUUUGAUACUGGAGGUUGAUCUUGAAUAUCCAAGUGAACUUCAUAAGUUACAUAGUGACUAUCCUCUAGCUCCAGAGAAAAUGGAAAUCAGUGAUGACAUGUUGAGUGAAUAUGCAAUGUAUAUAAAAGAGGCUCACAAUGGUAGGUCAACUGGUGUGAAAAAGUUGGUAACCACACUGACUGGGAAAACCUCCUAUGUAUGUCAUGUUAAUAAUCUCAAGCUGUACAUAGGGUUGGGAAUGAAGCUGGUGAAAAUAAGAAGAGCACUCGAGUUUGCUCAUUCAAAGUGGCUCAAGGGUUACAUUCAGUUUAACACCGAUAUGAGAACAGUUGCUAAAAAUGACUUUGAGAAGAACUUCUUCAAGUUGAUGAAUAACUCUGUGUUUGGAAAGACAAUGGAGAACCUUAGAAAAAGGGUUGACGUGAAACUAAUGGUCGACGGUAACAAGCUGAAGAAGGCGGUUGCAUCACCAUGUUUCGUAAGGGCUAAAGUACUGAGUGGCGGUCUAGUUGCGGUUAAGAAGGUAAAGGAAGUGUUACUCCUGAACAAGCCUGUGUAUAUUGGAAUGAGUAUUCUUGAUCUGUCGAAAACGGUAAUGUAUGACUUUCACUAUAAUCAUAUAAGAAAGAUUUAUGGUAGCCGAGCAAAGUUACUUUUCACGGAUACAGAUAGUUUAAUGUACAGGUUGCACACUGAUGAUGCGUAUAAAGAUGCGGCGAACUUUUCUGAUAAGUAUGAUACCAGCGGUUACAAUAAGAACUCGCCCUUCUAUGAUGAGACUAAUAAGAAAGUCAUCGGUAAAUUUAAGGAUGAAGCUGGCGGUAUACCUAUAAGAGAAUUCAUUGGGUUGCGGUCAAAGAUGUACAGUUAUGAGAAAGAUGAUGGGGGAGGUGGUAAGACAGCUAAAGGUGUAAAAAAGUAUGUAAUCAAAAAGUUCAUCACUCACGAAGACUAUAAGAGGACGCUGGUGGAGGGUCUUCAGAUGAAACAUAGUAUGAACGUUAUAAGAAGCAACUGUCAUGAUGUUGGAACGUACAAUUUAAGAAAGGUCUCACUGAGCGCCUUUGAUGAUAAAAGGUUUCUGCUCACUAACGGAAUAUCAAGCCUGGCAUAUGGACAUGUAAAACUAAGUUCAGGCAAGGAUAAUCACCGUUUAGGUUGCCAAAACAGACUUAAGAGUUAAUUUCCAUAUCAAAUAGGGAAGGUAAACGGAGAGGCUGUUGGAGCAGUAAAAAGUGACUUCAAUUUGUCAUUCAGAGAAGAAAAUGAAAAUAAAAGUGGUGUUUUUUACAAAAAAUGUAUGUUAAAAGGAUUCCAGAAGAGGUAA
Messenger RNA from Paramuricea clavata, 2526 nucleotides. Lineage: Eukaryota; Metazoa; Cnidaria; Anthozoa; Malacalcyonacea; Plexauridae. The record is from the annotation of a GenBank genome assembly.